AUGCCAAAUGGUCGGCAUACGGCGGCGCGAGUGGUGGUGCUGUGCCUGUUGUGGUACAUCACGAGCGCAGGUAAUUCGGUGAUCGGCAAACUCCUACUCCAGUCCUUCCCCUACCCCAUCACCGUCACGAUUGUCCAGUUNAAUGGUCGGCAUACGGCGGCGCGAGUGGUGGUGCUGUGCCUGUUGUGGUACAUCACGAGCGCAGGUAAUUCGGUGAUCGGCAAACUCCUACUCCAGUCCUUCCCCUACCCCAUCACCGUCACGAUUGUCCAGUUGCUGUCCAUCACCAUCUACUCGCUGCCCACCCUAUCCCUCAUCAAAGGUGGCAAACGACAGCCGGUCAUCGAGUGGUCCUACUAUCUCAAGAUCAUCAUUCCCUUGGCUUUCGGCAAAUUCUUCGCCUCCGUGUCCUCACACAUCAGCCUAUGGGCUGUUCCCGUGUCUUACGCUCACACAGUGAAGGCAUCGAUGCCUUUCUUUGUUGUGAUUCUGUCGAGAGUUCUCUUGGGAGAGAAACAAACCACUAAAAUAUAUCUAUCGUUAGCGCCGAUAGUGAUCGGCAUAAUGAUAGCCACCGUAACGGAACUGGAGUUCAAUAUAAUAGGUCUGAUUUCGGCGCUCUUCUCAAUCUUUGUCUUCUCGUUGCAGAAUAUCUUCUCAAAACAGGUGUUACGCGAGACAUCAUUACACCACUUAAGACUGCUUCACCUGUUGGCCCGAUUGGCGCUGAUGAUGGCCCUUCCGGUCUGGUUUUGGCACGACUUCCUUGACAUUGUGUACAGCGAGAGCACCACAACACUGGAUGGUUGGGCCAUAGGAAUGCUUUUAUUCCUCGACGGUUUGGCUAACUUUCUGCAGAAUGUGAUCGCAUUUACCGUCUUAUCGUUGGUGACGCCACUCACAUACGCCGUGUGCAACGCUUCCAAGCGGAUCGCAAUCAUCACGUGCUCUGUCCUUAUGUUCAGAAAUCCGGUCACUCCUAUGAAUGCGUUGGGAAUGUCUGUCGCCAUCUUCGGUGUCUUCUACUAUAAUAAAGCCAAAUAUGAUGCGAUGGAAGAAGAGAAACGAAAACCAAUCCUUCCCUACACUAAGAGUGACUCCAAUUUGUUACUCAAAUACGCCAAUACUUCUCACCAUAACUUAGGGUUCAAUCACAUCCGCAACGGUGUAUAUAAUGGACAACAGAAUGGACACCAGAAUGGACACACCUAUCACUACUGA
Messenger RNA from Oppiella nova, 1221 nucleotides. NCBI's taxonomy places the organism in Eukaryota, Metazoa, Arthropoda, Arachnida, Sarcoptiformes, Oppiidae. The record is from the annotation of a GenBank genome assembly.